GGGGGGGGGGGGGGUAACCAUGACACCCGUGUAAGUGUCGAGCCCGAGCAGCGCGUGGUCUCGCGUCGCAGGGCGCGUUGGGCAAACUGUGAAGCUCUUGUUUUGUUUUGUCGGUAAUUGACGUUAGCACGCAAGCUAGGUGGCGUUAGCCUGCGUGCGAUCGCCGGCCGGCUUCUCCGGCUGCAGAGGGGCGGCCGCCGGGCGAGCUGUGCCCGAGCUCGUCGCCGCCAGACCGGCUCCGGGGAACUCGCCGGCUCCGUCUUUUUUUUUUCCCACGUUUGCCGCUUGUGAGAGGUGAUGAAUUCAAAUGAGUUGAUCAUAUCCGUCGUGUGGUGAAGCGGUUCCCUAAUCAACCAUCAAGAAGAAAGCGGAAAAGAAACAGGACUGGCGCGAGAGAGCUUGCUGAACUGCAGCGAUGCAGAAACCCUCAGAAGCGGAGGGAAGAAAAACCCGUCAGAAAGAUUACGAGGAGCUGCAGGCGGCACGUAUCACCAGGAAGCAGACUGUUACGGCUGAGUUCCAGGUGGAGGUGGAGAACUCCAGUCACUCAGAGCUUCAUCCCAAGAGGACAGCCGAAGGUAAUGAAGCUGGUAUCCUCACGGUGAGGCAGGAAGCAGACGAGCUUCGACGCGAGCUUGAGAGGGAAAUCAAGCCUCGUGUUGACGGUAUCACAAGAUACACCGCUGAGCAGGAAAUGCUUUUUUCAGCGAGAGGUGGACGAGCUGACAACUCGGCUCAACCUCGAGUGCUUCAUGAAGCUCAAGACAGAGCGCAAGAGAGAGAGAGAGGACUAUGAGCUUCUGUGAGAAGUAUGCGGGGCAGCAGGAGAAUGAGCCUGAGCAUAAGCCUGCAGAUGAGAAGGAAACAUCCAAGCAGCAGGAGUCCCUUCCCUAAUGCCCUCUCUGAUCCCGAGCCCAGGGAGACUGAGGUGCCCCAGGUCCCCCACAAAGACAAAGAAGGCUUCAAUCUGGAUGAGAGGACUGAGAGACUGAGGGAAACCACAGAGACGGAAGAAGCCAGAGGAGCCAGCACCCUACAGCUGAAACUGAUCAGACUUCCCCUCCCUCACCCACUACUUGGAUGUUGCUGCCAUGUGCCACACUCGCGCUCGAAGCAGACGAAAAACUCAGCUCAAAGACGCGUCGGCACCUUUCUACCCUCUGAUCGAGGACACGCUCAGUGACUCUCCUCCGAGACGGGCAGGGCUCCGCCGCCGCAGUGUGUCCACUCAGACCCUUGCUUUCAUCCAGCAGCAGCAUCCUCAUCCUCAUCCUCUCACAGGACUGGCUGUACUGUCAGUAAGGUUCAUUCACAAAUGUCUACCUCACGAUUAAAAGAGCCCUCUCCUACACUGCGACCCUGAAAAGGAUACAAAAUGACCUCAAGCAUCGACAGGGACGACAGCAGUAUCUUUGAUGGGUUAAUGGAAGAAGAUGAAAAGGACAAGGCAAAACGCGUGUCACGUAACAAGUCUGAGAAGAAACGCAGAGACCAGUUCAAUGUCCUCAUCAAGGAGCUGGGUACAAUGUUACCGGGCAACACCCGGAAAAUGGACAAGUCCACUAUUUUGCAGCAGAGCAUCGACUAUCUGCACAAACACAAGGAAAUCACUGCUCAGUCGGAGUCAACUGAGAUCAGACAAGACUGGAAGCCUCCUUUUCUUAGUAAUGAAGAGUUCACUCAGCUGAUGUUGGAGGCGUUGGAUGGAUUCUUCCUUGCAAUUAUGACGGAUGGGAAUAUAAUCUAUGUCUCUGAGAGCGUGACGUCUCUACUAGAACAUUUUCCUUCUGAUCUUGUUGAUCAGAACCUGUUGAACUUCCUGCCAAUGGGGGAGCAUUCAGACGUGUACAAGGCUCUGUCCUCUCAUAUCAUGGAGGGAGAGACGCUGACACCUGAGUAUCUGAAAACAAAAAAUCAGCUAGAGUUCUGUUGCCACAUGCUCCGAGGGACCAUCCACCCUAAGGAGCCCCCCGUGUACGAGUAUGUCAAGUUCAUUGGCAACUUCAAGUCCCUGAAUAAUGUGCCUAACUGUACCCAAAACGGUUUUGAAGGAGUGAUCCAGCGAUCACUUGUUCACUCUGCCUUCGAAGACAGAGUGUGUCUCAUAGCAACUGUGAGGCUCGCCAAACCACAGUUCAUCAAGGAGAUGUGCACUGUUGAAGAGCCUAAUGAGGAAUUCACCUCCAGACAUAGUUUAGAGUGGAAAUUUCUCUUCUUGGACCACAGAGCUCCACCCAUCAUAGGUUACCUCCCGUUUGAGGUCCUGGGUACAUCAGGAUAUGACUACUACCAUGUAGAUGACCUGGAGACACUAGCCAAAUGCCAUGAACACUUAAUGCAAUACGGUAAAGGAAAGUCCUGCUACUACAGAUUCCUCACAAAAGGGCAGCAGUGGAUUUGGCUUCAAACCCACUACUACAUCACCUACCACCAGUGGAACUCCAGACCAGAGUUUAUUGUCUGCACACACACUGUUGUCAGUUACGCUGAAGUAAGAGCAGAACAGCGCAGAGAACUUGGAAUUGAAGAAUCACCACCUGAGAUGGCAGUAGAUAAGCAGUCCCAGAAUUCGGGCUCCGAGUCCCAGCUCAACACUUCCAGUCUGAAGGAGGUCUUGGAGCGAUUUGACCACAGCCGGACGCCCUCGGUUUUGUCUCGCAGCUCCCACAAGUCAUCACACACUGCUGCGUCUGACCCAGCCUCAUCACAGAUGAAGCUUCAGGGAGAUAGGAGCACACCGGGUCGCCAGUCUGUCUCUGCUGUGGAGAUGACGUCACAACGAAGAUCAUCUAUCAGCAGUCAGCACUCGAUGAGCUCCCAAAAUACCGGACAAAACAUCACUCCAUCCACGGUCUCUCAACAACUACCACAACAGCAACAGCCUCAACAGCAACAAGUUCAAAACAAUGGACAAUCAAUGGUGCAGUUCUCAGGCCAGUUGGAAGCCAUGCAUCACCUGAAAGAGAAGCUGGAGCAGAGGACCAGGAUGAUCGAGGCCAACAUCCAGCUGCAGCAGGACGAGCUGCGACAGAUUCAGGAUGAGCUGAAUAAGGUGCAGGGACAGAACCUGCAGAUGAUCUUGCAGAAAGGAGCUGGAGGACUUACUGUUGGCUCUGUCCAGAUGGCCCAGGGGAACGUUGUGCAGCAGGGGGCGACGCUCAGCAUGCAGGGUCAGGUUGUCUCUGCGGGGCCUUUACAGAACAGUAUAAAGCAGCAACAUGCUGUCCAGCCCCAAUCCCAGCAACAGACACUCUCUCAGUGUCAACGGUCGUCCCUCACUCUGCAGCCUCAGCAAAACACACUUCCCAUGUCUCUCUACAACACGAUGAUGAUCCCUCAGCAAAGCCCCGCUAACGUGAUGCAGAUUGCCACUAGCCUGGCACAGAACACUGGACACAACACUCAAGCGGUGGCAACAUUUGCACAGGACCGUGCUGCUCAGAUGAGGUUUCCCACUACCCCUCAGCUGCUCACCAAGCUUGUGACAGGACAAAUGGCAUGUGGGGCAGUCAUGGUUCCCACAACCAUGUUCAUGGGCCAAGUGGUGACGGCCUUCGCUCCUCAGCAGGGCCAGACCCAGACUAUCAGCAUCUCCCAGCAGCCGUCAACACAGCAGCAGCAGGAACAGCCGCAGUCACAGGUCACAGCCAUGCAGCCGGGGCAGCAGCAGACACAGUUCCUACAGGCUCCUCGGCUUCUUCAUGGAAACCAGUCCACCCAGUUGAUCCUGCAGGCUGCGUUCCCUAUGCAGCAACAGGGUGCCUUCGCCGCCGCAACCCAACAGCAGCAGCAACAGUUACAACAGCAGCAACAGUUGCAACAGCAACAGCAACAGUUGCAACAACAACAACAACAGCAUCAACAGUUGCAGUUGCAACAGCAGCAGCAGCAGCAGCAGUUACAACAGCAGAAACAGCAACUUCAGCAACUGGCUCCUCACAGAGCAGAUAGUUUGUCUGACCGCUCAGCUGCGCAGCCACAGUAGCCGGCUGCAGCCAAUCAGAAGUGGAGCGGGCCAAACCCCCCCCCUCCAGGCGUGGGCGUUUUUUGUGAUUUCGGUCUCAGGAGGAGUUCUGCUGGAAGCGCGGCACUGAGACUGAGACCAGGCCUCAGAGGCUGGGACGUGACUGAAUGGGCAGGCUGUGGCCUCCCUCCCCUCACUGGGAGUUCUUUUAUUUUGCUGUUUGCACUGAACUCUUGAGCACAAAGUGCUGCAGAGAACCCGGGACUGUGCUCGCUGUGGCUCUGGCAGUUUACUUUGGCACUGGAUCGAAGCCUUUUCUCCAAGAAAACAGGGAGCCAUGUUUCCCCUGUAAUGGACCCCCCCCCCCAUCCCUCUUUACUUGUGCGUGUGUGUGCGUGCGUGUUUGUUUAUGUGUGCGUGCGCUCUAGUCACCCUCACAGGAUUAUUUUAUGCGGAGCUCGCCAGUUAAUGCAGUGAAGCUUCAAGGACGUCCGUCAUAAGCCGGAGGCUGGUGUGUCGGAUGUUCUCUCUCGUUCUCGUCUCUCAUGUAAAAGUAAUGAUGGGUCAGAAAAUAUUUUUAAGUGUAUUAAGUUUUACUGUACAGAACAUCAUGUGUAAUAUAUAAUGUAAAUAUACUGAAAAAGAAAGAACUAAUAUUUUAUAUGAUGCAUGAAAUGAAAUGUGUAGUCUGAUAUUUGCAGCUUUGAAUAAGCGUAUUUUUUUUCUAGUACUCUCAGAAAAGAAGAUGUUAAAUUGCUCAGUGGCCGAUCUCUUCACAGACACCUUCCCUCCGCGUGGACGUUUGUUUGUGUCUGCAUAGCAGACACGGUCCAUGCUGCUCGUUGUGUCACCGUUUGAUCCUUGACCCAUAUUUUCACAGAGUUUCAUAAAACUUGUCAAAAUGAUUUUGAAGUUUUUAAUCUAUUUUUAAGCUUUUUAACAUGUGCUCAAAUCUGCACACCACAGAGUCUAAGUUCAGCUUGAGACACAUUGUGAAACUGAAUAAAUGCCACUAAGAUUAAGCUAAAUGUGCAACAGUAAAAUAUGCCAGCAUAUUUCCUUCAUAUCCUCAUUUCUUGAUUUUCUAGCACUUCUGUUCAGAUGGCUCCAUUAUCCUCUCUAAUGCCUGUGUGGUAUCUGAAGACACUUUAUUUCUCAUUUAAACAUUGAUCCCUUAAAAUAAACUUCAAUUUUACAAGACGUGUAAUCUGUCCUCGUAUGCUCUGACUGAGUGUGAGUGAAAUGAUUUGUGCCAUUAAUAAAAAAUGUUUUCCUAUCAGCA
Messenger RNA from Scophthalmus maximus (turbot), 5246 nucleotides. It is a transcript of the gene clocka, whose product is annotated as clock circadian regulator a. The record is from RefSeq and is a predicted model, not a curated record. Gene Ontology annotation, molecular function: E-box binding; DNA-binding transcription factor activity, RNA polymerase II-specific; protein dimerization activity. Gene Ontology annotation, cellular component: cytoplasm; CLOCK-BMAL transcription complex; nucleus. Gene Ontology annotation, biological process: circadian regulation of gene expression; regulation of transcription by RNA polymerase II. The coding region runs from base 1376 to 3985 and encodes 869 amino acids. Lineage: Eukaryota; Metazoa; Chordata; Actinopteri; Pleuronectiformes; Scophthalmidae. The transcript has 24 exons.